UAGGCUACGGAUGUCAUCUGGCAUCACAGCCAGGCACACUGCAUCCAAAGCAAACAGAGGACACGCUCGUUGACUCGGCGACAUUCAUUCACCCCAACUUCUCGCCCUUAAAUGAUAUGCUGAGACGACUGGUCUCGUCUGUACCGAUCCGUAAACCCUGCAGUGUUCCCAGUAAGUGCUCCGAAUCGUGACCGUACAGUUUCAUCGCAUUUGAAGGGUGUUUUGACAAUGAAUGAAGCAAAGCAAAUUUGACGGGGUGAUGCAACGGGCACUGGUGGUUAGCAUCACGCACUGUGUAGAGUCGGCAGCAGUUGGUUUGACAAAUUUGCUCAGAACAGUGUGUGUGUUUUCCUGAAACCACCACAGAUUGAAGUUGUGACAAGACACAAGUUUAUGGACAGUUUAACAGGCGUCAUUAGAGCUUGAUGAACAAUCGGCUUUUCUUGGACAAAGUCCAAAUUAAAGGAACUCGUCAACUUAGUCUGAUUCUGCAGACUCAGCACUGGAUGAGCUUUCAGUAGGCUCUGUAACCUUUAACCUCUGACCCCUGUUGUCGUCAUGGCGCCCCAUCCGGUGGUCCAAGCCAUCAUCGACCUCUCGGCAGGAGCAGUAGGUGGUGCAGCGUGUGUGUUUAGUGGUCAGCCGCUGGAUACGGCCAAAGUGAAGAUGCAAACGUUCCCAACGCUCUACAGGGGGUUCACACACUGCUUUACCUCAACAUACCGACAGGUGGGUCUGCGCGGUCUCUACCAGGGCACGACGCCGGCGCUUGUCGCUAACAUUGCGGAGAACUCUGUGCUGUUCAUGAGCUACGGCUUCUGCCAGGAGGUCGUACGCACGCUAACAGGAGCUGCUAGCGGGGAGCCACUCAGUGAUCUCCAGAAGGCGUGUGCUGGCUCGGUGGCGUCCAUUUUCUCAUCUCUGGUUCUGUGUCCAACGGAACUCGUCAAGUGCCGACUGCAGGCCAUGCACGAGAUGGCUGCCACCGGCAAGAUCGCCAUCGCAGCCAAUCAGAGCACGGUGUUUGGUGUGUGUCGCUCCAUCUGGGCUAACGAGGGGCUGCCAGGAUUCUUCAGAGGACUCGUGUCCACGAUCGCACGAGAGGUUCCCGGCUACUUCUGUUUCUUUGGAGGGUACGAGUUGAGCCGAUCGGCCUUCGCAGAUUACUACGCCUGCAGCAAAGAGGACAUCGGUGUUGCCCCGGUGGUCUUCAGUGGGGGGUUCGGAGGUGCGUGUCUGUGGCUGGUCGUCUACCCCAUGGACUGUGUCAAGUCUCGCAUUCAGGUGAUGUCGAUGUCUGGAGGGCAGGUCUCAACAGGCUUCACCAGGACACUGAUGGACAUCAUGCGCACAGAAGGUGUGCGUGCUCUGUAUUCAGGUCUGACCCCCACUAUGCUGAGGACCUUCCCUGCCAACGGAGCUCUGUUCCUGGGCUACGAAGCCAGCCGCAAGUUCAUGAUGGAACGCUUCGACCGCUGAUCACACACACACA
Engraulis encrasicolus (European anchovy) is the source of this 1492-nucleotide messenger RNA. RefSeq names its product solute carrier family 25 member 15b (gene slc25a15b). Gene Ontology annotation, molecular function: L-ornithine transmembrane transporter activity. The record is from RefSeq and is a predicted model, not a curated record. The transcript has 11 exons. The coding region runs from base 559 to 1479 and encodes 306 amino acids. Gene Ontology annotation, biological process: mitochondrial L-ornithine transmembrane transport. Gene Ontology annotation, cellular component: mitochondrion. NCBI's taxonomy places the organism in Eukaryota, Metazoa, Chordata, Actinopteri, Clupeiformes, Engraulidae.